Cyphellophora europaea CBS 101466 is the source of this 585-nucleotide messenger RNA. RefSeq lists its product as uncharacterized. NCBI's taxonomy places the organism in Eukaryota, Fungi, Ascomycota, Eurotiomycetes, Chaetothyriales, Cyphellophoraceae. Bases 1 to 585 code for a protein of 194 amino acids. The transcript is spliced from 3 exons. The record is from RefSeq and is a predicted model, not a curated record.
AUGAAGUUCGCUACCAUUACCACUGUCCUGACAGCCGCGGGUACUGCCUGCGCUGGUCUCAUUCCCGGCGGCAACGGCGGUUACAAAAACCCAUUCAGCCCCAUCCCAGGCUACCCCAUCGGCAAUGGCCUUUGCUUGACGGACCAGCGAGCUCAGUUCAUUGUCGAUGCCUUCAAGACCAUCCUCACUGCGCAAGACCGUAAGGUCGCAAACGAUGUCGCUCAGACCCUGAUUGCGGACGGUUAUGUUGAGGAGUCUGACUCGAUCAACUUCCUCGCCGGUUAUCCUCUUGGUGGCCCCUCCUUCAGCGGCAAGCAAACCUACAUUGCCGGUGUUGUCAACGCCCCGGCCAUCCCUGGAAUGGACACCUUGGAUAUCUUUCACGACUGCACCCAUAUUGCGUGGAGGUGGAAUGUGCCUCACUUGGGGUUGAACAAGUAUCCAGUCAAGGGCAUCAACCACUUUACGGUCACCCAGCCAAACAAGGGGACCGUCAUUCAGGACAACCUGGAGUUCAACUCCAUUGCUUGGGGUCAGGACAUUGGCUGGACUUGCCAGCCUCCUGCCGGCGGUCCCAGCAACUGA